AUGGCAGGACCACCCGCCGACAGCAAUGGAUCUCACCUUGACUUGAUGUCUGCGGAGGACGGUGAUAUCUCUUCAAGACUGCCCGAUACUACCGACUCAGAAUCACCGGCUCGCCCUAUAGACCCUUCUCCCCUCCCAUCACCGCAUGCGAACAAGACACCCUCGAAAGUAACAACUCUGAGGCUCCCUGUGAACGGGGAGGCGUUUGAGACCAGCACCACCACUGAAGGAGGCGGUUCUCACAAUCCUGAACACGUCGGCCAGAAAGAUGAUGGCCCACUUGAUUGGUACGUGGAGGGGCCAGGCAGGCGAGUGGGCUACGACGACCUGACUGCAAUCGAUUGGAUCUAUGAGUAUACAAAAGAGCGGCAACGACUGAGAAAGUUCCUGGCACAUGAUACGGGCCUUGUUGGAAAUUUGAGGCAAUUACUCGAUGCCAGUCACGUUUGGUUCGUCCUCGUCGCAAGUGGAAUCUCGGUGGGUUGCGUCGCAGCUUUCGUCAACAUCGCCUCAGACUGGCUGGGCGAUAUCAAGACAGGUUACUGCAAGAAAGGAAUUGGCGGAGGCGAUUUCUAUCUCAACAAACAAUUCUGCUGUUGGGGUCAUGAUGAAUUCACUCAGUGUCAGGAUUGGACACCAUGGCCUGCAGCAUUGGGUAUCAGAGCAAAGGCCGGCCAGUUCAUUAUGGGCUACAUUUUUUUCAUUGUCUUUUCUAUACUUUUUGCCGUUUCAGCCGCGGUCCUUGUCAAACACUAUUCGGUCUAUGCCCAACACAGUGGCAUACCAGAAAUCAAGACCGUCCUGGGAGGAUUCGUCAUCAGAAGAUUUCUCGGCACAUGGACUCUGAUCACAAAGUCUUUUGGUUUGAUACUUGCAGUUUCUUCGGGCAUGUGGCUUGGAAAAGAAGGCCCAUUCGUCCACCUGGCUUGCUGCUGCGCCAAUCUCAUCAUGAAGCCAUUUGAGUCGCUGAGCCAGAACGAAGCUCGAAAGCGAGAAGUCCUUUCCGCCGCAGCUGCAUCUGGUAUCUCAGUUGCCUUUGGCGCGCCAAUCGGUGGUGUGCUGUUUUCACUUGAGCAGCUCUCGUAUUACUUCCCGGACAAGACUAUGUGGCAAUCGUUUGUGUGCGCGAUGGUGGCAGCAGUCACGCUUCAAGCGUUGAACCCGUUCCAUACUGGCAAAAUCGUCCUCUACCAAGUCACCUACACGAUUAGGUGGCACAGCUUUGAACUUGCGCCAUUUAUUGUCCUCGGAGUCAUCGGCGGAGUAUAUGGUGGACUGUUCAUCAAACUAAACAUGUUCGUGGCAAGACUGCGUAAAUCUACAAACUAUCCGUUUCACAACAAGCCGCUUCUCGAAAUACUUGUUGUCUCCGCCCUCUCUGCCGUCAUCAACUACCCGAACCUCUUCAUGCGGGCUCAGUUGUCUGAAUUGGUGUACUAUCUGUUUGCAGAGUGUGCGACUAUCGGGAACAACGAUAUUUUUGGUCUCUGUCGUGCCACAACUGCAGGGGCUCUGUCUAUGGCAUGGCUCUUGGUCGCGGCUUCAUUACUGGGUUUCUUGCUUGCGAGCAUUACAUUCGGAUUGCGAAUUCCGGCAGGGAUUAUUCUGCCCUCGCUGGCCAUUGGCGCGCUUUAUGGGAGAACACUGGGUGUGUUUGUUGAGCUGAUACAAAAACACUUCUCGACGUCGUUCUUGUUCGCUGCCUGCGAACCUGAUGUUGCCUGCGUUAUUCCCGGCACAUAUGCGAUCGUGGGUGCUGCUUCAGCACUGGCCGGGGUUACAAGGAUGACCGUUUCGAUUGUUGUUAUCGUAUUCGAGCUAACAGGUGCCCUUACUUACGUUUUGCCAAUUAUGAUUGCGGUCAUGCUUGCCAAAUGGAUUGGAGAUGUCUUUUCGCCACGAGGCAUCUAUGAGUCUUGGAUUCAAUUCAACGAGUAUCCAUAUCUCGAAAACAAGGACGAUGCAACGGUGCCUCAUGUUCUUGUUUCGAGUCUCAUGACAAGAGUGGAGGAAAUGAAGUGCCUAGAUGCCAACAGGUCUUAUACUGUCGGAAGUCUACAAAAGAUCCUCCGAAGCACAUCUUAUCGCGGGUUCCCAGUGGUUGCGUUCAGAAAGCCAGCAGGUGAUGUCGCUGAGACAGGUGCAAAUCGACACUACCCACGCGAGAACACUCUUCUAGGCUACAUCUCUCGAGUCGAGCUGGCCUUUGCGCUGGAGCGGAUGACGCAUCCCGGUAGUCACCAGUCCAGACUCGAAGCUGAAACGGUUGUUGAUUCAAGAACCCUGUGUUAUUUUACCUACCACCCCGACAUUGCUUUGGGUACUGGGAUCGACUUGCGGCCGUGGAUGGACCAGACGCCUAUCACGUUGAAUGCGAACAGCUCCCUUCAACUCGCGGUGCACAUGUUCCAGAAACUUGGGCUUCGAUACCUCCUUUUUGUUGAGCGUGGCGCAUUCAGAGGCAUGCUCACCAAAAAAGACGUUUGGUGGAUACUGUCCGCAUCCGCAGAUGGACGCAAGGCUGGAGUGUUUGUCGCCGAUGCAGAAGCUGUUCGAGACUCUGUUUUGGACGAAGAGGCCGAGGAAGCCAGAGGCCUCCUUCAAGCAGACUCAGGUGAUCGAGAUCAUCAAAGACUGCCGACUUAA
Molecule: messenger RNA, 2646 nt
Organism: Fonsecaea pedrosoi CBS 271.37
Lineage: Eukaryota; Fungi; Ascomycota; Eurotiomycetes; Chaetothyriales; Herpotrichiellaceae
Exons: 3
Coding region: 1-2646 (881 amino acids)
Biological process (GO): transmembrane transport; chloride transport
Cellular component (GO): Golgi apparatus; membrane; early endosome
Molecular function (GO): voltage-gated chloride channel activity
Source: RefSeq, a predicted model, not a curated record